AUGGCCGACUCCACGCCGGUUCGGAUGCCGCGGGCUCCAAAGCUACGGGCCUCCUGCGAUGAAUGCGGUGCUGCGAAGCUCAAGUGCGACCGCGGGCAUCCCAGCUGUGGCCGCUGCAUCUCGUUGGGUCUGAAAUGCGUCUAUGGGGUGUCCCGAAAGGCUGGGAAGCCUCGUCGCGAUGCCCAAAGCGCCACCCGUCCUCCCCCGACGCCAGGAGACAGCGGCCCCCCAUUGGACUACAAUUCAUUUGGCCCGACUAGUCCUCCCAGCUCGGUGGGCGAUGGUGCUACGUUAGCAUCUGGGCUGCUUCCAGGUGCUGCCGACCUGUCGCCCCUGGAUUGGGGGCCGGGUUCCAGCAGCUCCUACAGGGCGGUCGUCGAUCUAUGUUCCCGAUAUGCGAAGGAGCCGAUGCGCAUGGACGACACGGCCAUGAGCAGCGUUUGGGACGGUUUUCUGGAGCCAUCUCUCUUUGCGACAUAUGGCUCUCCCGUACAAGUCGCGAGGCUAGCAGGAGGCUCAGUCCCCUUCUCAGCUGCUCCUGUGCGAGAUCUCCCCAUUUAG
This is a messenger RNA of Aspergillus terreus NIH2624, 561 nucleotides long. RefSeq names its product Zn(II)2Cys6 transcription factor domain-containing protein. Gene Ontology annotation, biological process: regulation of DNA-templated transcription. Bases 1 to 561 code for a protein of 186 amino acids. NCBI's taxonomy places the organism in Eukaryota, Fungi, Ascomycota, Eurotiomycetes, Eurotiales, Aspergillaceae. The transcript is spliced from 2 exons. Gene Ontology annotation, molecular function: zinc ion binding; DNA-binding transcription factor activity, RNA polymerase II-specific. The record is from RefSeq and is a predicted model, not a curated record.